AGCUCCAGCGAAUGGAACAGCACACGCCAAAUGCUGCACCCAGCACUGCGGACAUGGACGGUCCGGAUCGUUGCUCCAGGUCCAGCUGCAGCUGAAUCAGCGGAACGCAUUACUGUCGAUUUAGUGGUGAUAAGCUAGCAGCUCAUCUGAGAUAGAAAUCCAGCCAGAUAUGGCUGUUAUUUUCGCAAGUGAAAUGAAAUUACAUAAAAUUCAGGACAGUUGAACAAAACAGGGGCCAGAGUCCCUUCUGGAAAGGGAACGCGCUCGGAUUGGGGUGUGUUUUGCGUAAGGUUUCGGUUGCAGGAGAAAUCUUGCUUGGAUUUGGAAUUUUUCGUACGACGAUUAUAAAAGAUAAAAGAAAAUGUAUUCGAUUAGCUGUAGUUGCGUAGGACGAUUCGAAGGCAUAAAUAUUCUAGCAAUGCGAAAAUUUGCUCGGUGAAAUGAACAAAUUACCGAAGAAUUCGGGGUGACCAAUAAAGCAAGCAACUUCAGUGUGUGUGGUGGUGGUGAAGAGUCGAAGACGACGACGUCGAAGAAGAAGAGAAGAAGAAAAAGUGCUUUAAAUAGAUGGUUGGAGGUUAGCAAAAACCCGCAAGGUUUGACCAGAAAUCGCCAGAGCGGACCCACAAGCGCAACGGCCAGGGGUAUAGCAAAAUUGAACAGCAUCCCUCCCCUGAUCCCGAGACUUGUGGGAAGAUGAGACGUAUCGAAAGGAGCACAUAAAUUGACAACAGCAACAUCCAGCUUUUACCUCAAUUUUCCAACACAGAAAAAAUCAGCAGCAGCAACAACAACAACAACAACGUAACUGAAGCGAGAAUUGAGAUCACUGCUUUUUGCGAGAGCAGAAAGUAACCUACAACAUACCAUCGGAGCAGAGGGAACCAUCCAUUUAGACGACGCAGUAACUAGAAGAGGUACACGACGGAGACCUCUACGGCUCUCAGCGCACGGGAUCCAAUAACGAAACUGGUCCAUUUAAGCUGGGAGGAAUCUAGACGCACGGAAUCAACAAAACCGCAAAAUGUCACUGGAAAUCGAAGUGCCGCACAUCAGGUGCCCCUCGUUAGGUGUCUUCAUACUGACACUUAACCUGGCGCUGUUUUUGCCUCAGACUAUUAAUAGGACACCGCCAUAUGUGCUCGCGGGGACCGGUGGCGGUAGUAUGCUUGGGGAUGUAAAUAUUUCGGCCAUUCUAGAUUCGUUUAGCGUUGGCUAUGACAAAAGAGUAAGACCAAACUACGGAGGACCGCCGGUUGAAGUGGGAGUCACCAUGUAUGUGCUGUCUAUCAGUUCGCUGUCUGAAGUUAAAAUGGAUUUCACAUUGGAUUUCUACUUUCGACAAUUUUGGACUGAUCCACGUUUAGCUUACAGAAAAAGGCCGGGUGUAGAAACACUGUCAGUUGGAUCUGAGUUCAUUAAGAAUAUUUGGGUACCCGACACGUUUUUUGUAAACGAGAAACAAUCAUACUUUCAUAUAGCGACUACUAGCAAUGAAUUUAUAAGAAUACAUCAUUCUGGAUCUAUAACUAGAAGUAUUCGAUUAACAAUCACAGCAUCAUGUCCAAUGAAUUUACAAUAUUUUCCAAUGGAUAGACAGUUAUGUCAUAUAGAAAUAGAAAGCUUCGGAUACACGAUGCGAGAUAUCCGAUAUAAAUGGAAUGAAGGCCCCAAUUCAGUCGGAGUCUCGAGUGAAGUAUCUUUGCCUCAGUUUAAGGUUUUGGGACACCGUCAGCGUGCUAUGGAAAUCAGUCUCACAACAGGAAAUUAUUCACGUUUAGCAUGUGAAAUACAGUUUGUACGUUCGAUGGGUUAUUAUCUCAUUCAGAUUUACAUACCAUCCGGAUUAAUUGUAAUCAUAUCGUGGGUAUCAUUUUGGCUAAAUAGAAAUGCUACACCAGCACGUGUUGCAUUAGGUGUAACCACUGUCUUGACAAUGACAACACUGAUGUCGUCAACGAAUGCUGCCUUACCGAAAAUAUCUUAUGUAAAAUCGAUUGACGUAUAUUUAGGCACAUGCUUCGUCAUGGUAUUUGCCAGUCUGCUGGAAUACGCCACCGUCGGUUAUAUGGCGAAGCGGAUACAGAUGCGCAAGCAGCGCUUCAUGGCAAUCCAGAAGAUCGCUGAGCAGAAGAAGCAGCAGGCGGCGGACGCCAACCAUCCGCCUCCACCGCCACCGGCCAGCGAUCACAGCCAUGGCCAUGGUCACGGGCACAGCCACGGCCACCAGCACACGCCAAAACAGCAGAUGGGCAGCCGUAGCGGUACCAUGUCCAAUGUGCCCCCCCAUAAUAUCGCGGGAUCACGAGGUUGUUCUAUUGUAGGUCCACUGUUCCAAGAGGUCCGCUUUAAGGUGCACGACCCGAAGGCGCACUCGAAGGGUGGCACGCUGGAGAACACGAUCAACGGGGGUCGGGGCGGGGGUGGCCCACCGGGUGGCGGCGGUGGUCCACCCGGUGGAGGCGGCGGCGGGCCGGACGAAGAAUCGGGUGCACCGCAACAUCUGAUACACCCGGGCAAGGAUAUCAACAAACUGUUAGGAAUUACGCCAUCAGACAUCGACAAGUACUCGCGUAUUGUCUUUCCGGUCUGCUUCGUGUGCUUCAACCUGAUGUACUGGAUCAUUUAUCUGCACGUGAGUGACGUCGUGGCCGAUGAUCUGGUGCUGCUGGGCGAGGAGAAAUAAAGCGAUUUAGGGAAACAAACGAAAACCAGCAGAGAGGGCAUAGCGAUCGGUCAGCACCCUAGCAGGAGACACACGUUUAGUCAGACAAACAGACGCCACAUACACACGCAGACCGUCAGUAACACAUCCACACUCGCGCUCGUUUAGGUCAAAAAGUUAGGAGAUCGAGAAAUAUGUGUUUGUGUGUGCAUGCGAGACAGCGUUGGUCAGAGGACACGGAAAGGUAGGGGUCCUUAAGGAAUGCAAAUAUAACAACAAAAAUAUAAGAAAUUUUUAGGAUUUAUUUUUACCUAUUUACAGUUUCGGUUCUUUUUUAUACAUAUACAAGAGACAAAAAAUGGAAUAAAAAAAACUAGAUUUUAUCGUUAUUGAUGAUUAACAUUAUAGGAAAGGAGGUAACGAGAAAUAUUCCUAAUUAAAAAACACUCAUACAAAAGAAGAAAGGGAUGAGAUGAAGUCAACUUAGAAAUACACACAUGCGUAUGUGUUAGAAAAAUUAAAAUUUAAAACGAAAAAAAAACGCAAGCAACUAAAGAGCAAGUUGGAGAAUUCGAGUAUGAUUAGUAUAUAAGAAGCGAUGACAGCUAACUAGCAAAACACACAAAAAACGAUAUCUUCAGAAAUAAACAUAAAACUGGCGAAUUGAACGAGUCUAGGAACGUAUUAAAUUCUGAAUUAAAAAUAGCAGCAAAACAAACAAGCAAGCAACAAACAAAAUAAGUACACUAAACACAUUCUCACACAGAGCAUACAAAAUAAUGUAAAAUUGCGUAGGAAAUCAAAACAAAAAAAAAGUUUUUGAAUUGCAAAAACGUUUACCGGAAGCCGGAAAUUUAGAAUCCGAUCAGAGCAAACCCAUUUGGAGCGAGCCAGAACAACAUUUUAUAUAACAACCCUGUAGUAAUGUUUUCGGUUGUUCGAAACUAUACACUAAACAAAAGAGUAAAACAAUUAAGUACCCUAAGCAGCCAUAAUCCUUAGAACGUUGAAAGGGAUCGCGAGAUGAGACAUACAUAAGUGGUAUGACGAAUGACGGAAAUGUAAAGGCGCGUGUGUGAGUAAACGUUUUUAAACUUGGUUUGCUUUAAGCUUUCAUAAAGAAGUUUCUUCUGGAGCGAUGAAGCUGCCCAGCUGACUGAAAGAUCUACUGACGGCACCGGAGUUGAGGCGGACAUCUUACCCCGUUCGGCGAUGAGUCCCGUUGCCAGGGAAUCUGUGAACCGGUACUGGACGAAGUCAACAAUCGCGGUCAACUAACACUGUGGAGCAUUACCGUCGAUACUGAACGAAUCAGGUAGAUUGCCGAACACCUGGAAGGUUCGUCUUAUCUUCUGUCGGACUUAAAGAAAUGAAAACAGCUACGAGAAAAAAGCUUUUUAAAUAAAACACUGAACAGUUCAUACAAUCUAUAUCGUCAUUGCUCUUUGGCAAACUAUAACAGUUUGUUUGAAUCACGAAGUAUGAUAUUACAUACAGAGACAUAAAACAUUAAUAAUUGAGUUCAAUACAUAUUUGACAUUUUUGCAAGCCUUCAGAUGUGCCCAAGGACAACGUAAAAUAUCUUGAUCCUAGGCAGCUGCUCGCUUUUGUCGUAGUCUGGGCCCAGUUCAGAUGUACACUUACUUCCUUAAUAUUCCUGUUGAGGCUUCUCCGUCAUGAUCCUCAAGGUCUGCCUCUGCUGCAAUGUCCUGCCGGGUUUCAAUUCCAAUGUUCAACCCUUACAUAUAAAUUUCAUAAUCGCUCUUCUCCUACGUCCGUUUGCGUUAUUGAAUCACUAUCUGAUUGCCAAUAUAUUGAAAGCUUUCGACCUACUCCACUGCGUACCUGAUGAAAGUGGAGUGGUCAUUCGUGUUGUCAUCCAACGAUUUGUUCGUGCUGACGUUGAUGGUGAGGCCUGCCGGAGAAGAGCACAUGGCCAGGUCGUUAAACUAUUUUAUGACCGUAACAUUAACUUCUCAAAACACGAUUUGGAAGUGCUAUUGCAUUAGUUGUGCUUCAGAAUCGGGCAAAGUAUUCGACGCAUAUGGGUUGCACCAUUAUGGAACAUGUUGGUUCCUACAGUUGGGAUUCUUCUCUGGCCAUUUGACGAAGAUCUUAGUUCAAAGUCUGGUUUUUAAGGGAUUUUAUUCAAGGUUUCUAUAGAACUGGCCACACUAUUUUUGAAAAAGGACAUGGAAACAUUUCUAACGUUGGUGAUUGCAUUGUUGGUCUUCAAAUUUUCUUUUUGUGCAUUAUGACUUCAGCUCUAAUCUAUAUUCUUAUUAUUAAUAUUUGCUAAGUGAACACCUUUCUUAUUCUGAGAAACUAAAUCCAGCGUUGUAACGCCAUUUGAGUGCGAUCUUUUUCAGAUCAAACUUGAAAAGGCAAGAUACUGCAACUGCGCCACUUGUGUAUUUGUGUGUAUGUGUGAAUGUUAAUGUAUGUGUGUUCGUGUAGGACAACCAUUGAAAAGGAAAGAGGGAGAUAGAGUAAAUGGCGUAAAUAUAAAAUAUUUACUCGUCAAAUAUCUGUAGAUUAUGUGUCUUUUCGCUUGUUUCAAUUGGAAUUUAUUUUUCAAUUGAAACAGACAAGAUAAAUGGAAAAUGAAAACAGAACUGCUCAAUUAUUUUUCAUGAAAAAAAGUAAACAAACAUCGCGAAUAAGUAAUUUUUUAAUAAAAAAAUGAGAGGAAUAAAAAAAUUACAUAUUUAUACUUUUUAUUUGUAGCCUACAGAAUGAAAGACGUAGAAAAAAACCUAGAAUGUUUCGAAACAAAUGAAAUUUAAUCAAUCCUUAGCAAGGGUUGGUGAUAGGAGUCAGUUAUUAUAAAUCACCUGACACAAAAAAUGCAUUACCAAUAAGUUUCUCACCUUACUGAACGAAUCAUUGGACAGCAGAAGAUGGCAAAAUAAUAUCUCCAAGCUCCGAAUACCUUCAAGGAGCCUGUCGCGUUAACUUUCAAAAUCAACCAAAAGUCAAACACUAAGAUAUACAAAGAAAUAAAACAUCACCUAAUACUAGUAGUUGUUCACUCGUAAACGAAAAGUAAAACGCGUUUAUCCAAUACAAGCCAAGUGUAAACAAUUAAAGGAUCAAAAACCAAACUAUGGAAAUAAGGUGAAAAUACAAACCACAAAAAAAACGGCACCACAUUUUGUUCAGCAUUUUCAUUUUGACAGGUUAUGAUCGAAAGUCAAAGCACUCACGGUGAUUUUUUCGCCCUCACUCGCCUUGCACUGUGAUACGUUGCCAUCGUUACUGGCUGCACUGCUGUCGUGUGGGCGCGCGCAGGUGGGAGAAACGAUGAAGGCGCUAACAUCCUUGAAGUCACGCUGCAGCAGCGUUGUCAGGACUUCCUGAUGUUCAUACAGUUUUAUCUCGAAAGUAAAUUUAAAAAAAUAACAAUAAAAAACGAGAAAACGAUCCCCUAUCUUCCAAUCAUUUACAUUUCUUUUAAAUUCGGUCACGUGCAUCAUCAAGAAAAGACUUGAAUGUUACACAAAGAGCAAAACAAAUAAAAGUAAACAUAUGCACCUUUAAGCAAGUUGACUACAGAGUAGAGUUACGAUAAUUGGUCCACGGUCCAAGACGUUCUGUAUUAGUACCGUUUUUGCUUCAGUAGUUAAGCUCUUCCAAUAGGCACAUUUUUUCCUUGCGGCAAAAAAAAAAACGAAGUUAGUGAGAUAGGUAUUUCACUCAGAAAGCGCGUAGAUCAAUUCUAUUUAAGUCUUUUCUAUAUUCCCUUUUUCAUUGAUCCACAUGUUGUACCUCUUUUUGGUUGACUGUAUAUACGAAAUCCAACCUACGUUAGAAUCGGGCAAAAUCAUAAAAUACAAAACACCGCAGAUUCGGAAAAACGUAACAAGAUUUGAGAUUGUUUUUAAAUUCCAACGCAGAUUCUCAUACAACCCACAUAAUACAAAAGAAAUGUUUCGCUCUCGAUGACAAAAAUGUUAAGUACGACUAAAAUCAAAAAGCGGACGUGUAAAAAAGGAUGUGAUUGAUUUUAUUGAAAAGAGAACAAAAGUUGAGUUAAAUAACGAGUAACCAAAAACAGUAGUAGAAUUCAAGACGAGAUGUAUAAGUAAGUGUUAAAUACUCACUGUACUUAACUAUAAGAAUUUAAGGGGAAAACCAGAAAAAAAAACAAAAAAGAGCAAAAGUAAAUAAAAUAUAUACACAAUAUAUGAAUAUAUGAGGAAAAAAGUAUAUAAAUCGCAACACAAGAAAAAUUCUAAAUAAAUAUAAAUUUUUUAUAUAGGAAUGUAACAUGCAACAAAAAAUUCAAUAAAGAAUGCAAAAAAUAUCGUUCAUAUUAUAUUUGUAAAUAUUUUAGUUUGUCAAAUGACUCACCCUAAUGUACAUUCAACUUCAAUGCACAAACAAAAGGAUAAGAGAAAUUUCAGAAUAGCAUAAAAGAAUUAUAUAACAGAAAAUAACUUCAAGAUAGCAAAAAAAAACAAAAGAAACACUCACACACGAAUGCAUAAACAAUAUUCAAAAAAAAAAAGAACGCUCCAAAUUUCUUUCAGAACUCGAAACCUACUCACUUUUAUGAUCACGUGCAGAUGCCAACAGCCCGAUCAAAUCGAAACAGAAAGAGACAGCAAACUCUUCCUACACGAAAAAGGCGCGUUACCGUCACUACUCGGAUGAUUGACAGCGCUUAUCCUUCACAGUGUUUCACGCCAGAACAUUCUGAGUGGAUAGCUUUCCUAUCGAUCAGCGAGCUAGAGAAAACUAGAAAUCAUCGCCUUGGAACAGCCAUUAGUUCAACGUAAUGAAAAACAAAAACAAAAUAUCAGCAUUAUGGGACAACAGUGCAGAACAAUAGCGGAAAAAAAACUAAACAAGUUUUUUUAAUAGUCUCGGUAUCCCAUGAAUUAAGCAUUAACAAGUACACAAACACAUAUGCUCUAAAUAAUUGAAAGCUGACGAAGCAACCUGUUAAACAGAAAUAAAAAAUCUUGCAAGCGAACAAAAUACACUUACACACACACGUACUAGAAUAUUUAUUGUUAUGGUAAAUAAAAAGAAUAAAAAGACAAAAUAUAAUUUGUUUCGUUUAGGUGAAACCAAUGUGUACGUUUUCUUUUAUUAUUCCGUUGAGUAUUUUUAACAGCAGCGAAGAAGAAACUAUAGGAAACAAUGCCGAAAAGCGUGAAGAGCAAAACAAAUGCAACCGAAACGGAAGAAAUCAGUCAAAAGCGAUAGGAACAGAAAGAUAUUCUCGAAGAAGCAGAACAACAACAAUAGAAAAAGAACAUUUCAGCAGAAACAAACAAAACCAUGUAACGUUUCGAACAAAAACAAGUUAUAAGAAAAAGAAAAGAAAAUAAACAAUUUAAAUAAAAAACAGUAAA
This is a messenger RNA of Armigeres subalbatus, 8028 nucleotides long. RefSeq names its product gamma-aminobutyric acid receptor subunit beta (gene Rdl). NCBI's taxonomy places the organism in Eukaryota, Metazoa, Arthropoda, Insecta, Diptera, Culicidae. Gene Ontology annotation, molecular function: extracellular ligand-gated monoatomic ion channel activity; GABA-A receptor activity; neurotransmitter receptor activity. The coding region runs from base 1025 to 2686 and encodes 553 amino acids. The transcript has 11 exons. Gene Ontology annotation, biological process: nervous system process; signal transduction; chemical synaptic transmission. The record is from RefSeq and is a predicted model, not a curated record. Gene Ontology annotation, cellular component: neuron projection; plasma membrane; synapse.